ACAUCCUCUUUUUUCUUUUUCCUGGUAUCUCCUUAAUUUUCUAUUAUUAUUAUUUCAUUUCUUAUACAAUAAUACAAAUACAAUCAAACCACUCAAUGACCAUUUGUCUUGCAAACUACACAAAUCUUAUGUAAUGAUUUCCCCAAAAAUAUGAACUUAAGAUCUGGGAUUUUAUUACAUUUGAGGGCCCUCUUUCUCUUCUAUGAAAAUUAUUGAUGUAAUCGAUUACUUGACACCACAAUAACUUUGAAAGCCAGUCUCAUUAUCUCAUUCUAUCACAAACCGUUUUCUUAAACAUAUACAUCUUGUCAUAUAUAUAAACCAACUUUUUUCAGCUCUCUUGAGCUUAGAUCAUCUUCAUAAGACAUACUUUUUCUAUUUUUCUUCGGAUUGGGUACCUUUAUUUGGUGAAGUAGAUUUCAUGGUUGAACUUCCUUUUCGUUCUUCCCCAACUUUUGCUUCCAUUUGCUUGCCCACCACAUUGAAUUACAGAUUACUGGAUUUGAUCUCACACCCAUUGGAAACAGAAUUUUGCUCCAUUUUCUACUCUUCUAGGUAAAAAAUAUUCUAUUUAUAUUGGAAAAUUUGUCGGAAACAUCUUUCCAAUACAAGUUUUUGCGAGAAACAACCACAUUGAAUUACUGAAUCUCUAUUUUUGAGCUCACAUUACUCAAAAAAUCCGGAUAACUUGUAGGUGGGGAACUAGGCUCUGUAAAAGCAGCAAUGGAGAAAACAGGGCAGAAUUCAGAUUCUCCUGUUGGAGUUCUUGAAGACUAUUUCCGAAGUGUCGAAUCUGAUACAAAUUCUUCCACGGAAGAGAAUGAAUCCCUGAAAAAACAGACAACUUCUCGUUUUCGUGGUUUCCUAGAUUUUUUGAGGACUAAAUCCAAGAAGCAAUUACCUGCAUUAGCUUCUCUGAGUGUACCCAAGUUACCAGGAUUUAGAAGUGCAAGUAUGAGAGAACAAGCCCCGAAUUCUUCAACUGGCAGUCGUUAUAUUGGCAAUGCUGAUUCACCUUGCAGGAAUUUCACCCUUCAUGAGCUCCAAUUGGCGACCAAAAAUUUUAGCCAAGAGAAUUUCAUUGGGAAGGGUGGAUAUGCUGAAGUUUAUACAGCGCAAUUGCAUGAUGGGAAAGUUGUCGCGGUGAAACGACUUACCAAGGGCACCCCAGAAGACAGGAUCGCGGAUUUUCUAGCAGAGCUAGGGAUAAUGGCUCAUGUUAACCAUCCCAAUACAACCAAGUUGAUUGGUUAUUGUGUUGAAGGAGGAAUGCAUCUUGUUCUUGAGUAUUCACAUCUCGGCAGCUUAGCUUCUUUGUUACAUGGUUCAAACGGAAAAUUAGGUUGGAAUGUUAGGUAUAAGAUUGCAUUAGGGAUUGCUGAUGGACUAAUGUACCUUCACAAUGGUUGUCAAAGGCGAAUUAUCCAUAGAGAUAUUAAAGCUGCCAAUAUUUUGCUCACAAGAGACUUUGAACCCCAGAUUUGUGAUUUUGGGCUUGCAAAGUGGCUGCCUGAUAAAUGGACUCAUCACAUCGUUCUAAAAUUUGAAGGGACAUUUGGUUAUCUUGCACCUGAAUUCAUGAUGCAUGGCAUAGUUGAUGAAAGAACGGAUGUUUUUGCAUUCGGUGUGCUCUUGUUGGAGCUAAUUACAGGUCGUCGUGCUCUUGAUUGCUCACAGCAAAGCCUUGUUAUGUGGGCCAAGCCACUACUAAGGAAGAAUAACAUCAGAGAGCUCAUUGAUCCUGCUCUUAAUUAUAGCUUCAACUCAAAACAGAUGAAGCUAAUGCUUUUAGCUGCUGCCUUGUGUGUACAACGUUCUUCAAUUCUACGACCUCGUAUGAAUGAGGUUGUGCAGCUACUGAAAGGUAAUCUUAGCAGCAUGGAGUCCCUGAAGAAAUAUAAGAAGCCAUCAUUUUGGAAGAUUUACUCCGAGGAAAAUACUGAUGCAUAAAAUGUACAGAUAAAAAUCAAUCAACUGGUUUCAGUAUGAAGGCUUGAUCACAGUAUCAGAGUACAUAAUGCUUGGUCAAUACAUAUCUCCAGGAUGCUAUUUUGGCUUCGGCUUAGCUUAAUGCCUUCAUCACGUGUCCUACAAAAGCCUCAAUUAAACAGUAUAUUCCGGCACGGUACUGAUAGAGAAUAUAUUUAGGAUGUUUUCUCCAUAUAUUUAGCGAUAUAUUUUUGUACAGUUUUGGAUAUGAUAUUAUAUAUCCUUCUCACAUCAGGUUCCUAACACAAUUAGGACUGAUAUCUUGUAACCUAUAUAUAUUGAUUAAUGGAAGCGCUUUAAGAUUAAGGAGC
This is a messenger RNA of Beta vulgaris subsp. vulgaris (sugar beet), 2300 nucleotides long. RefSeq names its product receptor-like cytosolic serine/threonine-protein kinase RBK2. Gene Ontology annotation, molecular function: ATP binding; protein kinase activity. The record is from RefSeq and is a predicted model, not a curated record. The transcript has 8 exons. Bases 724 to 1950 code for a protein of 408 amino acids. NCBI's taxonomy places the organism in Eukaryota, Viridiplantae, Streptophyta, Magnoliopsida, Caryophyllales, Amaranthaceae. Gene Ontology annotation, biological process: protein phosphorylation.